This is a messenger RNA of Trichechus manatus latirostris (Florida manatee), 1584 nucleotides long. RefSeq names its product basic helix-loop-helix family member e40 (gene BHLHE40). Gene Ontology annotation, molecular function: RNA polymerase II cis-regulatory region sequence-specific DNA binding; protein dimerization activity; DNA-binding transcription factor activity, RNA polymerase II-specific. The record is from RefSeq and is a predicted model, not a curated record. NCBI's taxonomy places the organism in Eukaryota, Metazoa, Chordata, Mammalia, Sirenia, Trichechidae. Gene Ontology annotation, biological process: regulation of transcription by RNA polymerase II; regulation of neurogenesis; circadian regulation of gene expression. The coding region runs from base 278 to 1516 and encodes 412 amino acids. The transcript has 5 exons. Gene Ontology annotation, cellular component: nucleus.
UUCACUUGGCUCGCACGGCGCAGACGGCGCAGGGAGCACACACCGCCAGUCUGAGCGCAGAGCCGGAGCCAGAAGCCGCCGGGACACCGGGCCAUGCACGCCCGUAACUGAAGCAACACCUCAAAGCCGCAGCUCUGCGGCAGCCCAGCGGAUUACAAGGAGCUCAGACUCAGAGCAACCCUUGGAAGAGACCCCUGAAGUCCCCUCCAGGACAGUCCUCACCCCGACGCCCCGCUAGCGCAGACAGAAACGCGCAGUGGCCCCGGCUCGCCGCACCAUGGAGCGGAUCCCCAGCGCGCAACCACCUCCCGCCUGCCUGCCCAAAGCGCCAGGACUGGAACCUGGAGACCUACCAGGGAUGGAUUUUGCCCACAUGUACCAAGUGUACAAAUCGAGGCGGGGAAUAAAGCGGAGCGACGACAGUAAGGAGACGUACAAACUGCCGCACAGGCUCAUCGAGAAGAAGAGACGUGACCGGAUUAAUGAGUGCAUCGCCCAGCUGAAAGACCUUCUACCCGAACACCUCAAACUUACAACUUUAGGUCACUUGGAAAAAGCAGUGGUUCUUGAACUUACGUUGAAGCAUGUGAAAGCACUAACAAACCUAAUUGAUCAGCAGCAACAGAAAAUCCUUGCCCUGCAGAGUGGUUUACAAGCUGGUGAGCUGUCGGGGAGAAAUGUUGAUGCAGGUCAAGAGAUGUUCUGCUCAGGUUUCCAGACGUGUGCUCGGGAGGUGCUUCAGUACCUGGCCAAGCACGAGAACACUCGGGACCUGAAGUCUUCCCAGCUCGUCACCCACCUCCACCGAGUGGUCUCAGAGCUGCUGCAAGAUGGUACCUCCAGGAAGCCAUCAGACCCAGCUCCUAAAACCAUGGACUUCAAGGAGAAACCUAGCUCCCUGGCCAAAGGCUCAGAAGGGCUUGGGAAAAACUGUGUACCGGUCAUUCAGCGGACUUUCCCUCACUCGAGUGGGGAGCAGAGCGGCAGUGACACAGACACAGACAGUGGCUACGGAGGAGAAUUGGAGAAGGGUGACUUGCGCAGUGAGCAGCCGUACUUCAAAAGUGAUCAUGGACGCAGGUUUGCCACGGGAGAAAGGAUCGGCACUAUUAAGCAAGAAUCCGAAGAACCCCCCACCAAAAAGGGCAGAAUGCAGCUUUCAGAUGAUGAAAGCCAUUUCUCUAGCAGUGACCUGAUCGGCUCCCCAUUCCUGGGCCCACACCCGCACCAGCCUCCUUUUUGCCUACCCUUCUAUCUGAUCCCACCAUCAGCAACUGCCUACCUGCCCAUGCUGGAGAAGUGCUGGUAUCCCACCUCCGUUCCAGUGUUAUACCCAGGUCUCAACGCUUCUGCUGCAGCCCUCACCAGCUUCAUGAACCCAGACAAGAUCUCGGCUCCCUUGCUCAUGCCCCAGAGACUCCCUUCUCCCUUGCCAACCCAUCCGUCCAUCGACUCUUCCGCUCUACUCCAAGCUCUGAAGCAGAUCCCCCCUUUAAACUUGGAAACCAAAGACUAAAUUCUUUAGGGGACCCUGCUGCUUUGCUUUCCUUCCUCCCUUCCUUCAAAAAAAAAAAAAAGUUUUUA